Messenger RNA from Pyricularia grisea, 779 nucleotides. RefSeq lists its product as uncharacterized. Lineage: Eukaryota; Fungi; Ascomycota; Sordariomycetes; Magnaporthales; Pyriculariaceae. Bases 1 to 267 code for a protein of 88 amino acids. The transcript has 2 exons. The record is from RefSeq and is a predicted model, not a curated record.
AUGAAAUGGCCACUCGGGGACCCCAUCCAUUCCGAUGACGAACGGAAAUUCCGACACGGCCACAACGCCGCCCUGCCCUACGACGAGCUUACCACGGACCCCGAGCGGCCUGUCGCCGCCUUCAUCACCGUACCAUGGCCGGAGGACGUACAGGUUGUAGCGCUCGAGGACGCGCUCGACUACGUAUUCCGUGGCGUCGGCGCGCAAAAAGACGAAGCAGCCGGCGUGCGGACACGGCACGGCCGAGAGCCAGGGCGGCUGGGGUGAUGUCUGACAUGGGCACGACGGUCUGGGGCUCGGGUCUGUGGAGAUUAGUGCUCGGAGGCGGGUCAGGACGUUGCUGAAGUGGGAGGAGAGGAAUUGUCGCAUUUGCUAUGAGUUUUCUUUUUUUUUCUUGUAAUGUUUGGGGGUUUACUGGUGUAUGUAAGAACUUUUGUCUUUGGAGCUGUGCUGUUUUAAGGGGAGGAUGGGAAGGAAAAGAGGGGAAAAAAAAGGAACGAAAUUUUGGAAUCGCAUGUUUGUGACCUGCAGAGACAGAACUCUACUUGGUUUAUAUACGUGGGUUUUUGCGAAAUGGUAGAGUCGAUUGAGAGUGUGACAUUGAAGAAAUCUGUGAGUCUGUGGUUAGUUGGUAGCUGUUCGACGUGAUGCUGCUGCAAGUUGGACGAGUAUACGAUUUGUCGGACAGCGUCACCACGAAGAAUAUGGGUUGGAGUCCGAGAACCACAGUUUGAAAACUGGUUUCUACUGUAAAGGAAUCCCCGGAUUCCUUGCGAAAG